Messenger RNA from Panonychus citri (citrus red mite), 6263 nucleotides. It is a transcript of the gene mon2, whose product is annotated as protein MON2 homolog. NCBI's taxonomy places the organism in Eukaryota, Metazoa, Arthropoda, Arachnida, Trombidiformes, Tetranychidae. The record is from RefSeq and is a predicted model, not a curated record. Bases 388 to 6033 code for a protein of 1881 amino acids. The transcript has 12 exons.
ACUGUUACAGAUGACGUUGUUGUCUAUUAGUUGAUGAUUUUUCUUACAAUUUAUUAAUUACUCAAGUGUUACACCUUAUUUAUUAUUUGUAAUUUAAGUGAUAAACUUUCUAUUAACAUGAGUGUUAUCGUGAAUUGAUCAUUUAACUGUCAGAAUGUGAGAAAAUUGGCCAAUCUUUUUACCCUUUCAACCUUUUCCAUCGGUUUUGUUUUCCUGUUUUUUUCUUCUCCUUUAUUUAUUAAUUUAUUAAUUUGGGAAAGGAAAGAAAUUUAUAUUUCUUUAUUACUCUUUCCGGUUUCAAUAGAUUCUAUAAAUUUGUUUUUAUUUUGGUUGAAAUUGUCAUUUAGUUUAUAAAAGAGAGAAGAGAAAAAUAUUAACCCAAGCAAUAUGUCUCAACGGACUCAAGCUCCUUUAACUGCAAACAAUGCAUCGGGUAAAAGGCUUCUUGAUUCAUUACAAGUUGAUCUGAGGAAUAUUUCAAGUGAAUCUAAAAGGAAACUUCCAGCCCUGAAAGAGGCUGCUGAGGCUGGUAUUGUUAAGCUGCGAAGUGCAUCAAGUAAACACACAGAUCUGAGAUUAGCUCUCCUAUCAGAAAGUCCAGAAUUGUUGGAACCUUUUUUCAUGGCAUGUGAUUCAAAGAUCCCUAAGUUGGUUCUUAUAUCUUUAAAUGCCAUUCAAAGGUUAAUCAGUCAUGAAGCUGUUUCGACCACUGCAACCGUCCAUUUAAUUCAUUGUCUAUGGAAUCUGAUGGAAAAUGAAAUUGAAGAAUUGAAAUUAUUACAAACAAUGACGCUUCUCAUUUCUACCAAUGAAAUUGUCCAAGGAGAAGCUCUUGCCAAAGGAUUGGCUCUAUGUUUCCGUUUACAUUUUACCAAAAAUCAAACUGUUAAUAAUACAGCCUCGGCCACCAUUAGACAAUUGGUAUCGUUUGUCUUUGAGAGAGUCCAAGCUGAGGAUAAAAUAGAUGAUCCCAAUGUUGCCAAGAUUGUGGUUAAUUACGAGGAGCUGAAAAAUGGAUCUAAAAAUCCACCUCAAUCUCUUCGUUCUGCUGCUCGAGAUGCUUUCCUGUUGUUCCAAGAUUUGGUACAAUUAGUUAAUGGUGAUCAACCCUUUUGGUUACAAGGGUUAAUUGAGAUGACUCGAACUUUCGGUUUAGAGUUACUGGAAUCCAUAUUUACCAAUUUUUCAGAUAUAUUCUUACGCCAUGAAGAGUUCAGUUUCUUAUUGAAAGAAAAAGUUUGUCCUCUUGUUAUCAAGUUGUUCUCACCUAAUAUCAAAUAUAAACCUCACCACUCAAUGUUACACCAAUUACAACAACAACAGCAACAACAACAACAAAUACAACAAUCUCAACAACAUCAAUCGGAUGGACAGCAAAGUAGCUUGACCUCUUCCGAUAAACCAAUGUUUCCAAUAUCUACUAGACUUUUACGAAUAGUAACUGUUUUGGUGCAAAAUUUUUAUUCUCUUCUGAUUACCGAAUGUGAAAUUUUCCUUUCACUGUUGAUCAAAUUUCUUGAAGCAGAUAAACCUAACUGGCAAAGAGCACUAGCAUUAGAAGUGAUCCAUAAAAUGAGCCAACAACCGAAGCUUUUACAAUCAUUCUGCCAAUUCUAUGAUAUGAAACUUAACAGCUCGAAAAUUUUCCGAGACAUAAUAGUAGCGCUUGGAGUUUAUUGUCAAUCUAUUUUCAUCUCCCCUCCAAUUACACCCAGUUUACUUUCUUCAUUGAUAAAUGCUGCGACAGUUGCAUCUUCAUCAGGUACACCACCAAAUACUCCGAAUGCUAAUCAAAUUAACUCUUCAAGUGGAGUUGUCACUCCUCAACCCGCUUUCCUCCUUCGAGGUACAUGGGUUCCUGUAAUAUUUACAUUAAAUAUCGGACAAAGUAAGAGUUAUUUUCUUGACCAAUUGGACAAAUUGGAAGCUCCAACGGUACCCGAUGGCUAUGGUUUAACUACUGCUUUACAUUGUCUUUUCGAAGUGGUUGAAAGCAUAUCAACCAUAAUCGAUGGUCCAAACAAAACUGAUUCAAAAGAAUCUAAGGAAAUUGCAAUAGAAUCAAUUACUUCAAAAUUGAGAUUAACUCGUAUAAAUGAAUUAGAUUCUGAAACUAAAGCGCUACAUGAAUCAAUACUGAACUCUAGUUGGAGUGGACUUGUUGCUGCUUUCGCCCUUUUACUUGAUGCCUCAACUGACGAAACAAUUACCGAAACAAUUUUGAAAUCUAUGGAAAAAUUAACUGCACUCUAUGGUCUUUAUGGGUUGAACACUCCUCGUGAUUCCGUCAUAACCGCAAUGUGUAAAACUUCAUUGCCAAUUGGAUAUAAUUUACCAAUUUUAUCUUUUAAAAUUCCUACAGCUUCUGAAAAUUCAUCACCCAUCUCUCUUACUCCUUCAGCCUCUACCGGGACUCUCAUCUCAAGUACAACUGGGUGUCACAGUCGAUCAUCUAGUUUUGAUCUAUCCAAUCAUUGGGCAACAAGCAAUAUCAAUCUUUUAUCAAAUAAUUCAACUUUACUUCAACAAACUCAACCACCACCCACUUCAUUAUCCUCUAACCUCUAUCUUCGAGGUACCCCACAAUCAGAAUCAUCAGACUUUCGUCAACAAGUUGUCGCUGUUGGAACUCCGUUACCCUCCUCUGUACCUGCAGGCACAAGUACACAGGGACCAGUUAUGUUAACCGCCAAGAAUUUGCAAUGUAUGAAAGCCAUUCUGGCUGUGGCUCAUUCUUAUGGAUUUGUCUUAGGAUCUUCUUGGCAUCUUAUCCUAACAACUUUACAACAUUUAGCCUGGAUUUUGGACCUAAAACCCACCACUGGUGGUUCCCUGAAAGUGGGUAAACCAGGAACCGAAGCUGGAGCAUCAACCAGCUCACUAAUUACCACCGCUGCAAUGUCAGAUCUUCCUGUUCUCUCCGCAAUGCUUUCCAGAUUAUUUGAAUCAAGCCAUUAUGCGCCUUUGGCAAACUUGUUGUCCCGUGUUUUUUACUGUUCGCAGGAAUUAGAUGAUUCAGCUUUACUUCAUCUUGUGGAAGCCCUUUGUAAACUCUCAAACGAAGCCAUGGAAAUGGCCUACAAUAAUCGCGAACCUUCAUUAUUUGCUGUUGCCAAAAUGCUGGAAACUGGUCUUGUAAAUUUAAAACGAUAUAAAAUAUUCUGGAAACCAAUGACUGAUCAUCUUCUGCAAGUUUGUCAACAUCCACAAUCAAAAAUGAGGGAAUGGGGAGCAGAGGCGCUUACCUGUUUAGUGAAAAACGCGUUAACCUUAAAAGAUUUAGAAAUUGGUGAGAAAUUUAAAUUUCUCGAUCAACUUCAAGCCAUGUCAUUUAUAAAUCAUGUCGAUAUCCGUCAAAAGCAAUUAGACUGUGUAAUACAAAUAUUACAAUCAUCUGGAGACACAAUUUCUGAAGGAUGGCCUCAAAUAUUGGAAAUAAUUGGCUCCAUCAAUGAGAAUCAAAGUGAAAAUCUUAUUCGUAUCGCUUUCCAAUGUUUACAGUUAAUUAUUCGUGAUUUUCUUUCAUCCAUUCCAGCUAUUUGUUUAGUCUUGGUUGUCGAUACAAUUGCAAAGUUUGGCUCUCAAACCCAAGAAUUAAAUGUUUCCUUGACGGCUGUUAGUUCCUUAUGGGACACUGCUGAUUAUUUAUUUUCCAAUCGUAAAGUAAUUGAAGAGAAUCUUGAAGAUGAAGUGAAUGCUGAUCCAAAUUCACAAAUUCCAGCAUAUGGUUGCCUAUGGAUGAGCCUUUUUACCAAACUUGGAGAUUUAUGUACAGAUUCACGACCCUCUCUAAGAAAAUCCGCAAGUCAAACUCUUUUCGCCACAUUGAGUACUCAUGGUGAAAUAUUAGAUUCCAAUUUAUGGUCAUCAGUUCUUUGGAAAGUUCUCUUCCCUCUCUUGGAUCGUGUUAGAAUUGCGUCCAACUCAGCGAGUAGCGAUAAAAUUACCGAGGUUCCUAAGUCAAUGGGUAUUUCUGGAAUAGGUGUAAACGGUAACACAGGAUCAAUUUUACUUCACCAUUCUCGUAACACCGCUCAAAAGCAAUGGUCAGAAACACAAGUUCUAACCCUUUCUGGUGUUUCUCGAAUUUUCAGCCUUAAAAGAGACCAAUUUAUAUCAACUUUAGGCGAUUUUGAGAGAUCAUGGACUCUUUUACUGGACCAUAUUGAGACUUCUGCUCAAUCAAAAAACACUGAAGUUUCAAUUUCAGCUUUAAAAUGUUUCCAAGAUGUUCUUUCAUCAUCUUAUAAUCUCUCUGGUCCAUUUUCCUCUGCUAAUAAAACCGGAGAUGGCGAUUCUACAAGUAACAGUUCAAUAAAUAAACCACCGACCAUUUCGUUGAACAAAUCACACAAAAGUCUAUGGUUAACAGCAUGGAAAGUGUGGCUUAACAUUGGAACCCAAUGUUUAAAAUAUUAUUACGAGGAUUCUUCAUGUGAUAGUGGCAUUGGUCGUUCAUCUCAUUCAUUUUCUACUUCCUCUUUAACCUCAUCUUCAUCAUCUAAUACUUCAAAUAAUAAGCAGAUAAAAUCAUCAAAUGAACAAAAUUCAUCUUAUCUUCCUUCUCAAUCUUUCCUUGCCUCUUUGAUUCAAAUUUUCCCUUUUCUAUUACAAUUGAUCAAAGAUUCAUUUACAGCCAACGAUUUUAGCAAUUUAUUUUCCGUCCUUGAGAAAGCAUUAGCUGUCCCAGUCGAUGUUGCCACUCAGGCUUACAUGAUGUCGUCCACGGCUGCAACCCUACAGGAAAUUCAAUCAGGAUCUGCUACACAAAUUCCAGUGACACCUCUUCAAGAAUCAAUUUUAUUUGUCAUGGAAACAUUUCAAAAUGAUAUUAUCGGUAAAGCAACAAAAGGAGACUCACCUGAUUCAUGGGAACCAUUAUUACCUUUAUUAAUUAAUCAGUAUCUCAAUUUUUCAUUAUUUGCUUGUCAUUCACCAAGUACCUCUAAAGUUACCCAGUACCUUAUUAACUCAACCAACAAAUUCACAGCAAGUGCUGAUUGGACCAUGGCUAGUCUUGUACCCUUUGGUGAAAGAUGUUUAAGAUCUGCUUUAAUUUUAUAUCAACAUACAGCCUCUUGGAGAUCUGUAAUUAAAGGUGGAAUACUUCAUUCCUUUAUUAAGGCUCUUAAGAUCCCGCUUUCUAUAAAAUAUGCUUGUCCCUCACAAUCGACAUGGAAAUUGGCUCAUCAAAUUUUGUUGAAUUGUUUAUCGAUUGGAUUACCAAUAGCUCGACAAUUUAGUGGAGAUUUUGUUAGUUUAUGGGCCGAUUUGGCAUCGACUUUGGAAACUUUCCUGUUCUCGAUUAGUAAACAACCUUUAAAUCAGAGUUUGGAAGAGCAACAAUGUGAUGAAAUUCUUGAUGUUAAAGUCGUCGAAUUGAUUAGAGAUAAUAUUCUUCCUUAUGCUGGACAAAUGCCCAAAGAAUUUGUUUUACAAAUAGUAUCAAUACUAAACAAAGGAUCAAUUCAUUCUGCGACCAAUGGAUCACCAAUCGAAUCGACUAGGAAAUUGCGAGAAGAAUUUGCUAGAUGUUGUUUCGAUACUCUUCUUCAAUUCUCUUUUCUUGGUCCUAAAGGUAAUCCCAAUCUUUUCAUACAAACACCAAGUCUAUCAGCCCAAGGAUCAACCACUCUAGCAACUCCUGUAACUGAUAUCGGUUUGGUGAAUAAACUAGUGGUAACUUCAUUAUUACAACGAUUCCAUGAGGUUGUUAUCAAAUAUGUGGAAGAUGAAAAGCUUAGUGGUAAAUGUCCUUUACCAAGACACCGAAUGGCUGAAAUAUCAUUCGUUUUACAAGCUUUGGCUACAUUGACUUCUUCCAUGAAGAAAGCACCACCAGACACAGUUGAACACGGAGUUUGGGAACAAAUGAUUUCUCUUUAUCCACAUCUAGUUGAUUGUACAAUGUCUAAUUGUGCCCAAGUUAAUCGAGCUUUAAGAGAGGUACUACACGAAUAUAAGGAUCUACUUCAUCCUCCAUCACACGUUAAACCGACAAAUAGCCAAAAGAUUUUUAUGAAUGGUAGUUGACGUUUGUGAUUUGUUUUUAAUCAGCUGCUUAUUUAUAACGUAAGGACCAAAGAGUAACAAACUCUCUCUCUCUCUACUCUUUGGUAAGGACAGAUUCUAUGCUGAUUUGAUAACUCAAGUAUAAUUAUUACUAAAGAGAAAACUGAUCUUUCUUUUUAUUACCAUUUAAAGUUGACAAAAAAAAGUGUAUGUGUGUUUGUAAACAAAGUAAAACACCUUCAAGUCAAUAA